AUGAGUGUCACAGUGAAGCAGAAGAAAAACCUUCCUCUUCUACCAAGUAGACUGAGGAAGAUGGGCGAUACCAUCUUGCCCCACACGAAGGGACAGCUGAGUGCACGACCUGCGGAUUCAUUCAAAUCACAGAAAAUCCGUGGCGAACACGUGACACUACUGCUGACAUUCCUUCAAGAAUCUUUUGAUCUUGCGCCUACCACCACCCCGGCAGACAUGGUCUGUAAACUGAGACUGAAGAUGUCCUCUACAGACAACAAGAUCAAGAGAAUGGCAGAGCAACUUAAGGAGCUCAACCUUGGUUCCGAGGUCAAUUCUGUCAGGACUGCACGAGCCUUCAAGAAGUACAUUAGAUCCUCAAAAGAGCAUACCGCUUACCUUGAGAAAACCAUCAAGGGUAAUGAGGCACUCUUGAAGGCCUGCAAAGAGAUCGCUGGAGUAUCCGGUCACCAUGCUCCUGCUGGCCUAGCUAACUAUUUCAGCUCCACAUGGAGCCGACAGCGCCACGUCAUCUCAAAGCUCAACAACACCAUCCAGGACUUCAAAGACUCCAAAGCUGACCUAGAAGAGUCUAUCCUGAAUGUCCAAGAUCUUGAGAGGACGAAGACCAAUCGUAUCGUCGAACUUGAGAAUGAACUGGACGAUCUCAAGACCAGGAACAACUAUCUGGCCCUUGACCUGAAGCAAGCCCAAAAAGAGCGCAAUUCAGCCACCAAACUUGUCAGUGACCUAGAGCACAAGAUCCGUGAUCUUCAAAUUGGCAAUGACAGGAAGGUGCUUCAAACUGAGUGUUUGCUUCAGCGCUACGAGGAAGCCGGAGAGGUUGUAUUGAACCUUCAAUCUGAAUUGGAUGAUACCAAACAACUCAACCAGUUUCUCAAUUUACAGAUCAAGGCCCUAGAUAAUGCUAAGGUCGAUGAUGAUGCCAAUUGGGAGCAAGAGAGGAAGGAACUGGACUCAAAGAUUGAGAAUCUACAAACUAGCGAGCCCAAGAAAGACAAUCAGAUCUUGGAGCUGGAGAAAGAAAUCGCCGUCUUGCAGAAACAGAAACAAGAAUUGGAGACAAACCUUGAGGCGCAUGAUCGAACAGAGAGCAGGGGCGACAGCCUUGUUUUGACCUUGCAAAGGAAAUUCUCUGACUUGGAGCAGGAGAAGCAAGAUCUGACUUCAAAACUCCAGCGCAUGCACCAAGAGAAAGAUGAUCUGAUCUCACAGCAUGAAGCAGCUAUAACUCGGGUUAAGAAGGAGAAAGAUGAUCUGAUCUCACAGCAUGAAAUAGCUAUAACUCUGGUUAAGAAGGAGAAAGGAAACCUAGCCAUACUACAUCAGGGUUUGAUAGAUGAACGUCAGGAAUCCAUCACUCUGAUCCAGCGAUGUUCCGAUGAGCAUGAGUGCUCGGAUCUUCUUUUAAGAAGAACUACAGAAAGAUUGCAGUCCGCACUGCGAGAGAAAGAGAUCCUUCUGACAGAAAACAUCGGUCAUGCCAAUGAGGUUUCUCACCUGAAGUCAAAGCUAAAACAUCUAAAGUCCAAACUAAAGGAAAAAAAGGAGAAACACCGCGUGAAGACCCAGCAUACCUCUCGCAAGGAGAAGGUGGUCAACGUAGUCGUGGUCCAAGAAGACAACGAGGAAAAGAUAACAGCCAUGACUCAAGAUGCUGAGAAGCUGCGAGGAAAGAUCGCUCACUUGAAAACCAAAAUGGCCGACAUCUACACAGAACUCGAGCAGAGUCAACAAGAUUGUCAGGGGGCGGAGGAAAGGUUGUCCAAAGCUACCCAGCAACUCAAGGAGUUCGAAAGUCGGAUGGAAGUGAGAAAGAAAGAAAAGGACAAACUUUCUUCUAAAAUUAAAAACAUCCAGAAGGAUAAGAAGGAACUGGACAAUCAAUUAACAGCUGUGAAUGAAGAGAAAGAACAUUUCCAAUCUCGCGCUGACAGAAUGGAAGAGGGGAGAGAUGAUUUGUCGGCUCAGCUCAGUGAGACUCGCAAACAAUACCAGGAAUUGGACGAGGGAUUCGCGGCUGUGUAUGCGGAGAAACAAGAACUGAAAGUUCGUACUAUCUGCUUGGAGAAUGAGAAAGACGAACUUUCAGCUCAGCUCAGUAAAUGUCUCCAGCAAUAUCAGGAACUGGACAAUCAAUUAACAGCUGUGAAUGAAGAGAAAGAACAUUUCCAAUCUCGCGCUGACAGAAUGGAAGAGGGGAGAGAUGAUUUGUCGGCUCAGCUCAGUGAGACUCGCAAACAAUACCAGGAAUUGGACGAGGGAUUCGCGGCUGUGUAUGCGGAGAAACAAGAACUGCAAGUUCGUACUAUCAGCUUGGAGCAAGAAAAAGACGAACUUUCAGCUCAGCACAGUAAAGGUCUCCAGCAAUAUCAGUGUAAGUGUAUAGUUCGCCGGUUCUCCGCCUCCUAA
Messenger RNA from Strongylocentrotus purpuratus (purple sea urchin), 2412 nucleotides. RefSeq names its product myosin-2 heavy chain-like. The record is from RefSeq and is a predicted model, not a curated record. The transcript has 22 exons. The coding region runs from base 1 to 2412 and encodes 803 amino acids. Lineage: Eukaryota; Metazoa; Echinodermata; Echinoidea; Camarodonta; Strongylocentrotidae.